Molecule: messenger RNA, 1696 nt
Organism: Neocloeon triangulifer
Lineage: Eukaryota; Metazoa; Arthropoda; Insecta; Ephemeroptera; Baetidae
Product: sodium/potassium-transporting ATPase subunit beta-2-like
Exons: 8
Coding region: 151-1086 (311 amino acids)
Biological process (GO): intracellular sodium ion homeostasis; sodium ion export across plasma membrane; intracellular potassium ion homeostasis
Cellular component (GO): sodium:potassium-exchanging ATPase complex
Molecular function (GO): ATPase activator activity
Source: RefSeq, a predicted model, not a curated record
UGACACGUGGUGGGGAGGGACAGAGGUCAUCAUCACCAGCAGCGCCCCCUCCCAUCUCGGUGCUCUGCUUUCAGCUCUUUCUGGCAGCGGCAGUUUGGAAUCCAGCGGCGCUCCUCCGAACGCUCCACCGAAAUAUUAGGUUGAUUCAAGAUGGAUGAGUCGUACUGGAGAAAACCAAAGCCGAAGAAGUCGGUGUGGCUCAGUUUCAAGCUUUUCAUCCAUGACCCUUCAAAAAACAAGUUUUUCGGCCGAACGCCUUCCAGUUGGGUCAAAAUUGGCAUUUUCUACCUGAUCUUCUAUGGAAUCCUGGCCGCCAUGUUCGCCGCCAUGCUGUUGGUUUUCUUCCAAACUUUGGAUCCUAGGAUCCCCCGUUGGAGACUGGAGGAGUCCCUGAUUGGAACCAACCCUGGUCUUGGAUACAGACCAAUGCCAGAGGAGCCCAACCUGGACAGCUCUCUGAUUUGGUACACCGGCUCCCACCCCGAUAACUACGGGCCCUGGACCAAGCAGCUCGACAAAUUCCUUGAUGUGUACCGCAGGCCUGGUCUGACCCCCGGCCGUGGCCAGAACAUCCACAACUGCGACUACGACAACCCACCCAAGCCCGGACAGGUGUGCGAGGUGGACGUGAAGAACUGGUACCCGUGCAACACCGAAAACAACUACGACUACCACAAGGGCUCUCCCUGCAUCUUCCUCAAACUGAACAAGAUCUACGACUGGGUGCCCGACUACUUCAACGACACCGGCGCCUUGCCCAAGGGCAUGCCCGCCAAACUGCAGGAGCACAUCCGCGGCGUCCCUACCAAGGAGCUCAACACUGUGUGGGUGAGCUGCGAGGGAGAAAACCCUGCCGACGUUGAAAACAUUGGCCCCGUCGAGUACUUCCCCAAGUGGGGCUUCCCCGGAUACUUCUACCCCUAUGAGAACUCAGAGGGCUACCUCAGCCCCCUGGUGGCGGUUCACUUUGCCGCCCCUAGAACUGGAGUGCUGAUUAACAUCGAGUGCAAGGCUUGGGCCAAGAACAUCAAGCACGACCGCACCGAUCGUCUCGGCUCAGUCCACUUCGAACUCAUGAUUGACUAGUCCUGAAGUAAAUCCAGCGAAAAGAAGAAGAAAACUCUCUUAACAAUUUUCAAUCAUCGCGCAAAUUAAAUCUAAAAUCAGCACCAACCACCGAAUCUAUAGAGCCGGGGUCAACUUUCAACAGUUCUGCAACUUUGCAAUUUUGCAUGUGUCUCUAUUUAAAUCUACUUCUCACUUCUCGAGCUGCGUUCGAGGAGUUUAAAAAAAAAAUUAUACAAACUAUCAAAGCGUGCUGCCGACUGGCCCGAAUGCAUAUUUUGUGAAAUUUUGCCGAAGUUGAUAUUAUACAUAAAUGCGAAUUCUAAGAAGGAAAAAAAUGACAUUAUUUGUUGCAAUUUUAAUUAAUUAAGCAGCUGAAUCCAUAAUUAAUUUGUUCCACGUAGGCUCUUGUGUGUUUUGUCCUCGCUGUUGUUGCAUCAUUUGUGAAAAACGUAAAGAAUCUGCUCUUGGCACGCACAGGCUCUUUGAAUUUUGGCCAGAGAUGUGUAAAUUAUUGAUGAGUUAUUUUAAUUAAUGCUGACGUGUAUUUUAAUUAUUUGUGCCCAUAAUGUAUGAAAAGAUGUAUGAAACAGAUAAUAAUAAAAAUAUCCCAGAUUUUUAGUAAGAAAAA